AAUUCGAAAGGCAUUUUAAUAAAUAUUGGUACGAGUUUAAUCUAUAGGUUGUCCUCAGUAUCACACAUGACUUUGGAGACUCUGACAACAAUUCUUGGUCAAUUGAUGUGUGUUGGUGCUCUAACAUCAUUAGUAACUUAUGAGAGUUUGUGGAUGGAUUACUUCAAUCAAGUUUGGUUGUUGAAGAGCACCCUUAAGUUAAAAUUCGACGUCUAUAAGUUUAAAUUAAUUGUUGUGGCUGUAGCUUUGGAUAUAUUUUGGAUUGUGACCAAUGCCAUUUUUAUAAAAUACAUUUAUGGUGCAUUUUCACACCUGUUAUAUGUAGACAUCAUUGUGCACUCUUUGUAUCACUUGACAUGUUCUUAUUUUAUAGUAAACGUUGUCAAAUUCACCAGGCAAUGUCUGGCCCAAACCAACAAAGUACUACAACAAAGACUUCUGAGUGCAACAAACGAUUUGCCAGCAAAAAUCAGACACAUCACUAUAAUAUACGAGGACAUCAGAACCCUGAACAAAAUCUUCGAAGACUUGUUUGGUUGGAGGAUGUUGCUGAUGAUUGUAGGUGCAGGUCUGAUCAUGUUGAACACCUUCAACUUCCUCCUUCAGCUUCUGCUGACAUCAGAAAACGUCCUCAUCAUCGCCACCACCUUACUCAUAGGGUUGUUCGGAGUUUCGUCUUCAGUGUGGGUGAUGCAAGAGUGCGACGCCACAGCAAACGAAGGUCAGACCAUCGCAACGACGGCGUUAAAAUACGAAAAAAACUUUCCGCUGAAUUCCGAAGAGAGGAGGGAGCUAAUGAGGCUGGCCGGCUGCGUUAUGCACAGGAAAAUUGCCUUCACAGCCGCAGGAUUCUUCGGCGUCAACCGCAGGAACAUUUUCGCCCUGUUUGGCACUGCGACCACGUACUUUAUUAUCUUAAUUCAAUUAAUGAAUGUGUAAAA
Molecule: messenger RNA, 941 nt
Organism: Aethina tumida (small hive beetle)
Lineage: Eukaryota; Metazoa; Arthropoda; Insecta; Coleoptera; Nitidulidae
Product: putative gustatory receptor 28b
Exons: 3
Coding region: 67-939 (290 amino acids)
Biological process (GO): sensory perception of taste
Cellular component (GO): dendrite; neuronal cell body; axon
Source: RefSeq, a predicted model, not a curated record